Messenger RNA from Geodia barretti, 560 nucleotides. The record is from the annotation of a GenBank genome assembly. Lineage: Eukaryota; Metazoa; Porifera; Demospongiae; Tetractinellida; Geodiidae.
GCUGCAGUUGUUGGUGGUACGGUUUCAGGAGUUCUAGUGGCUGGAGGCAUCAUUGUUCUAUGCAUUAUUGGGCUGUGCUUCAGAAAGAAAAUUGCUAGGAUGGUUUUGUUGUGGGUUUCAAUAGAUGAGGUUGAUUCAUCUCUAAAGAGAAGUGGCAUUGGUGCACUGUAUGUUGAUACCGAGCAUACUUACUACUCAUGCACUGAAGAAAAUGUAGAAACAAAAAAAAGGGAAAAGAAAUACAAACUACAGAAAUGUACAUAUGACAGAAAAUUAGUUAAAGAUUUUCGUUGUGACAGCUUUGUUCGUGGAAUUGGACAGAGUCAAGGUUUCAUAUACGUCUUAUAUUCCAAGCCCGAUUCACAUUUGGUUAAAUUAACCAAAGAUCUUAAAUUUGUUAAAAAAUACCAAACAAAUAUUGUAAGGAUUUUGUGAGGCAUUUGGAAUGCUUGUGACCUCAGAGAAUGUGCUUGUUUGUGCAAGGAGAAAUAGUUAGACAUCUGUGUUUUGGAUCUAAACUUUGAAUCUUGCUACAAUUUGUCACUAAAAAAAUUUGGCCC